Mesoplodon densirostris (Blainville's beaked whale) is the source of this 1668-nucleotide messenger RNA. RefSeq names its product glypican 6 (gene GPC6). Gene Ontology annotation, biological process: regulation of signal transduction; regulation of protein localization to membrane; cell migration. Bases 1 to 1668 code for a protein of 555 amino acids. The record is from RefSeq and is a predicted model, not a curated record. Gene Ontology annotation, cellular component: extracellular region; synapse; plasma membrane. Lineage: Eukaryota; Metazoa; Chordata; Mammalia; Artiodactyla; Ziphiidae. The transcript is spliced from 9 exons.
AUGCCUUCUUGGAUCGGGGCUCUGAUUCUUCCCCUCUCCGGGCUGCUGCUGUCCCUCCCGGCCGGCGCGGAUGUGAAGGCUCGGAGCUGCGGCGAGGUCCGCCAGGCGUACGGUGCCAAGGGAUUCAGCCUGGCGGACAUCCCCUACCAGGAGAUAGCAGGGGAACACUUAAGAAUCUGUCCUCAGGAGUACACGUGCUGCACCACGGAAAUGGAAGACAAGCUAAGCCAGCAAAGCAAACUGGAGUUUGAAAACCUGGUGGAGGAGACGAGUCACUUCGUGCGCACCACCUUCGUGUCCAGGCACAAGAAAUUUGACGAAUUUUUCCGAGAGCUUCUGGAAAAUGCAGAGAAGUCACUAAAUGAUAUGUUUGUACGGACUUAUGGCAUGCUGUACAUGCAGAAUUCGGAAGUGUUCCAGGACCUCUUCACAGAGCUAAAAAGAUACUACACUGGGGGCAAUGUGAAUCUGGAGGAGAUGCUCAAUGACUUCUGGGCUCGGCUCCUGGAACGAAUGUUUCAGCUGAUCAACCCACAGUAUCACUUCAGCGAGGACUACCUGGAGUGCGUGAGCAAAUACACAGACCAGCUGAAGCCAUUCGGAGAUGUUCCCCGGAAGCUGAAAAUUCAGGUUACUCGCGCCUUCAUUGCUGCUCGGACAUUUGUCCAGGGGCUGACCGUGGGCAGAGAAGUUGCAAAUCGAGUUUCCAAGGUGAGCCCGACCCCAGGCUGCAUCCGUGCGCUCAUGAAGAUGCUGUACUGCCCUUACUGUCGGGGACUCCCCACGGUGAGACCCUGCAACAACUACUGCCUUAACGUCAUGAAGGGCUGCCUGGCAAAUCAGGCUGAUCUCGACACCGAGUGGAAUCUGUUUAUAGAUGCAAUGCUCUUGGUGGCAGAGCGACUGGAAGGACCAUUCAACAUUGAGUCAGUCAUGGACCCAAUAGAUGUCAAGAUCUCUGAAGCCAUCAUGAACAUGCAAGAGAACAGCAUGCAGGUGUCUGCAAAGGUCUUUCAGGGAUGUGGCCAACCCAAACCUGCUCCAGCCCUCAGAUCUGCUCGCUCAGCUCCUGAAAAUUUUAAUACGCGGUUCAGGCCUUACAAUCCUGAGGAGAGACCAACCACUGCUGCAGGCACGAGCUUGGACCGGCUGGUCACAGACAUAAAAGAGAAACUGAAGCUCUCUAAAAAGGUCUGGUCAGCAUUGCCCUACACCAUCUGCAAGGACGAGAGUGUGACGGCGGGCACGUCCAAUGAAGAGGAAUGUUGGAACGGGCACAGCAAAGCCAGAUACUUGCCUGAGAUCAUGAACGAUGGGCUGACCAACCAGAUCAACAACCCCGAGGUGGACGUGGACAUCACGCGGCCCGACACGUUCAUCAGGCAGCAGAUCAUGGCUCUCCGUGUGAUGACCAACAAACUGAAGAAUGCGUACAAUGGCAACGACGUCAACUUCCAGGACACGAGUGAUGAAUCCAGCGGCUCGGGGAGUGGCAGUGGGUGUAUGGAUGAUGUGUGUCCUACGGAGUUUGAGUUUGUUACCACAGAGGCCCCGGCAGUGGAUCCUGAUAGGAGAGAAGUAGACUCUUCUGCAGCCCAGCUGGGACACUCGCUCCUCUCAGGAUCUCUCGUCUGCAUCGCCCUGGCGUGGCAGAGACUGUGCAGAUAA